Molecule: messenger RNA, 1745 nt
Organism: Moneuplotes crassus
Lineage: Eukaryota; Ciliophora; Spirotrichea; Euplotida; Euplotidae
Source: the annotation of a GenBank genome assembly
AUGAGAGAUUCCCAUUCAUCUUUUUCAUGUGAUAAAUAUACUCCUAAUUCAAAAUAUCAGUAUCAAGGAGAGUAUGUAAUGCGAUCAGCUUCCACACAGAGGCCUAAUACUAUCGAUUUGGAUACGAUAAAGGAUAUGCCUCAUAAUAAAGAAAGCAGGCAGCUCAGGGCAGAAUUAAUGCCAAGAAGCCAAACAAUAGUUUUUGGCAGCAGCCAAUUAAACACUAACUCAUCUCAGCUAUACUCAGGAAAGCUUGAUAAUUAUGAAGGAUGUAAAAGUGGGGAAUAUGUCUGCAGGAGCCAGAUCAUACAACCUCUGAGGAAGAGGAAUUCAGUUUCAAGUAUAAGAACCGAUACUCAAGAAAUACUAGACCGUGGCAUUAAUUCUCAAAAAUCUUGCCAAAAGACUUAUGAUUUUAUCCACUCUCCGUGAGACGAAGGGCCAAGGAAAGACAUGCUCUUAGAAUCUUUGUAUAAAGAAUUAGGCCUUUUAGAGUCUAAACUUCAUAGAAUGGUUAACAAGUACCGGAAGUCUAAACGUCUAGCUAAGAGGAACCUUGAAAAAUACAAUAAAUCAGAAGCUCGUUUACGUGAAGCAGAAGAGUACAUCACUGCUAACGAGAGGAAAGUAUAUGACAUUGAAAGCCAGAUUAAUGCUCAGAUUGACCAAAUCCGACAAGAUUGAUCACACAUUUGCUCUAGUACCCAGCCAGACCUUGAAGAAAAUGUGUCUCAGGCGAUCAAACAAAAAUACGAGAGGAUGCUUAACGACAAAGACCACCAGAUAGACCACUUGAAUAAGCAAAUAGGUAUUCUAAAGGUGAGGAACGAAGAGCUUGUCCAAAAAUGUACGCAACUAGACCACAAGCUCCAACUCUGCGAGAUGGACAAAGACAAAAUUUUCAAGGACUUCAGUAAGCUUGAUGAUACCUGGAUGAAGAAAAUUAGAGAAAAGGAGAUUAUGAUGAACGAAGAAAUUUUGAAAGGAGAGCAUUUACGGUCAAAAUUUGAGUCAGAUAUGAAAAUUUUAAGAGAAGAACACAAUUUGAAGAUUGAGAUUAUUGGGAAAGAAAACGGCGAGAAAAUCAAAGAGAUCCGUCAGCUUAAGCAAGAAAUAGACUCACUGAAGGAAGUUGAGUUUGAGAGGUAUAAAGGGUUGAAGAAAUCUCAAGAUGAACUCCAUUCAAGUAAGAUUGACUUGCAAAACUUGGAAUUUGAACUUAAGAAAGUUAAGAAGGAACUUUCUGAUUGCCAACUGGAGAUUAAAGAAAAAGAUGAAUUCUUAUCUGAGAAUUCAUUUAAGAAUAGCAAAAUCAUUAAGCAAAUGCAGGAAAGGAUUUCAAUGCUUGAAGCACAAAAUGAUGAAUUGAUGAGACAAAAUUCUGCUUUCAAGUCUUCUCAGAAUUGUCUUGAUCAGAAAAGAAAAAGAAAUUUCAGUUGAAAUCCAACUGGGUUUAACUCAAUGAGAACAGGAAUAGAAUCUCCAGGAGAAAGAUCGAGUCAAAUUUUGAGUGGAGAAAGGAAGUACCAACAACCUCACAAUAAUUUCUCAGGAUCUUUACAGAGUUCAACUGCUUUGGGAAAUUCAGGAGUUUUUGAAAAUCCCAAUGGUCACUAUAACAGAAUAAGACUUUUCGAAAAUCCAAGAAUGAAUACUCCAGAAUCUGGAGACACAAGGCAGAAACUCUCCAAAGAAGCGGUGAGGAUGAGACUUAGCAUGUUUGGCUAAGAAUAAAUAAUAUCGAC